This is a messenger RNA of Mercurialis annua (annual mercury), 3428 nucleotides long. RefSeq names its product serine/threonine-protein kinase CTR1. The record is from RefSeq and is a predicted model, not a curated record. The transcript is spliced from 16 exons. Gene Ontology annotation, biological process: protein phosphorylation. The coding region runs from base 310 to 2940 and encodes 876 amino acids. NCBI's taxonomy places the organism in Eukaryota, Viridiplantae, Streptophyta, Magnoliopsida, Malpighiales, Euphorbiaceae. Gene Ontology annotation, molecular function: ATP binding; protein kinase activity.
GAAUAAAAAAAACAGCACAGUCCGCACCGAUUUUUUCAUUUUCUCAUUCUCUCCGACAAUUGAAUUCUAGAGAGAGAAACUCAUAGAAAAAGAAAACCAAAGAAAAAAGUCUAGAGAGAGAAAGCAAUUAAAAAAUAGAAGAAAAAAAAAAGAAACAAAAACCAAGUUCAGCUCACCUUUACCAGACUCCAAAACAUGGACAUACACAUACUAUUACUCUUCGUUUUUAAGGUUUUUACGUUUCUUUUAAUUUUUUAAUCUCUCUCUAAAAAUAUUUUAAAAAAAUCCAUCAAAAAAAUUAGAUUCUCUAUGGAAAUGCCAGGUCGAAGAUCUAACAAUUACACACUUCUCAACCAGUAUCCCGACGACCAGCACCUCUCCACGGCGGCGGCGCCACCGCCGUACUACGAAUCAAGUGAUUCCAAAAGCAGCAGCAAUAAUAAUACUACUAAAUUAGUGAGUAAAGAUUGGGAGGCUAAUAGUAACAGACUCGGAAAUAUUAUGAGCGGAAAUUUGUUAUAUCCGUCGUCGUCGAUCGGAUUACAGCGGCAGUCGAGCGGCAGUAGUUUCGGAGAAAGUUCGUUAUCAGGUGAGUAUGUUUACGCGCCUAAUCUGUCAACGACGACAACUGCUACUGGAGGAGGAAAUAAUGAGAUGAUUGAUGCGGCGUCGUUUGGUGGCGGAUAUUCGCAUGAGGAUGGGAGUGGUAAUAUUAGAGUGAGAACUGUGGAUACGGGUAUGGGUAUGGGUAAUGGAUCGUCUGGGAAAAGCUGGGCGCAGCAAACGGAAGAGAGUUAUCAGUUACAGUUAGCUUUAGCAUUGAGAUUAUCUAGUGAAGCUACUUGUGCUGAUGAUCCGAAUUUUUUGGAUCCGGUUCCUGAUGAAUCUACGUUGCGCGGUGUUACUUCCGGCUCUAAUUCGCCCGAGGCAUUGUCUCAUCGGAUUUGGGUGAAUGGUUGCUUAUCAUACUUUGAUAAAAUUCCUGAUGGAUUUUACCUUAUUUAUGGAAUGGAUCCCUAUGUUUGGACUGUGUGUACUGAUUUGCAAGAGACUGGUCGUAUUCCAUCCAUUGAGUCAUUGAAGUCUGUCGAUCCUGCUGCUAAUUCUUCAUUGGAAGUGGUUUUAGUUGAUCGGCGCACUGAUUCAAGCUUAAAAGAACUCCAAAAUAGGGUUCAUGGCAUUUCAUGCAACUGUAUAACUACAAAAGAGGUAGUUGAUCAGCUAGCAAAGCUCGUCUGUAGUCGCAUGGGGGGUUCAUCCAUCAUGGGAGAAGAUUAUUUCACUAAUAUCUGGAGGGAAUGCAGUGAGGAUCUAAAAGAUUGCUUGGGAUCUGUUGUGGUUCCAAUAGGCAGCUUAUCUGUUGGUCUCUGCAGACAUCGAGCUUUACUAUUCAAGGUUCUCGCUGACACUAUUGAUUUGCCUUGUCGAAUAGCAAGAGGCUGUAAAUAUUGCAAAAGAGAUGAUGCUUCCUCAUGCCUUGUCCGGUUUGGGGUUGACAGGGAGUAUCUAGUUGACUUGAUAGGGAAGCCAGGUUGUCUAUGUGAACCUGAUUCCUUGCUCAAUGGUCCUUCUUCCAUCUCAAUUUCUUCACCAUUGCGCUUUCCUCGGAUGAAAUCAGCUGAACCUAAUGUUGAUUUCAGGUCUUUGGCUAAACAGUACUUCGCAGACUGUCAAUUGCUAAAUAUUGUAUUUGAUGAUGCUUCAGCAGGUAACAUUCAUGAUGGAGAAGCUUCUGGGUUCUCUAUGUAUGCUAAGCAGCAAAUUGAGAAGGUAGAUGCGGAUAGAAACAAUCUUGUAAACAACGCUACUGAAAUUUCUCAGUUGCCGCUGCCUAUGAAGGUUGCUCGAACUGGUGCGCAAGGAAAUAGUCACAUGAUUAAAUCAUAUAAUCUUGCCCAGGAUGUCAAACAGUCGACAAACAUGGGCAAAGAUCUGAUCCCAUUAAAGAACAUUCCAACUACCGGGCAUAGAGACCCACUUCUAUUAAUGCCUGAUCAUAGAGCGGACACUAGUAAAAGUUCAAAAAUUUCUGAUGGCAGUCAAGUGGUUUCUAGUAGGUCGAGUAAAGAAUUUUCACUUGAUGUUGAAGAUUUGGACAUCCCAUGGUGUGAUCUUAAUUUGAAAGAGAGAAUUGGAGCAGGUUCUUUUGGAACUGUUCACCGUGCUGAUUGGCAUGGCUCGGAUGUUGCUGUGAAAAUUCUCAUGGAGCAAGAUUUUCAUGCUGAACGAUUUAAGGAAUUUUUGAGGGAGGUGUCUAUAAUGAAACGCCUACGACAUCCAAAUAUAGUUCUUUUUAUGGGUGCAGUUACUCAGCCCCCAAACUUAUCCAUAGUGACAGAAUAUUUAUCUAGGGGUAGUUUGUAUAGGCUCUUGCAUAAGUCUGGGGCAAGGGAGGUACUGGAUGAAAGACGUCGGUUGAGUAUGGCGUAUGAUGUGGCAAAGGGCAUGAAUUAUCUACACAAACGCAAUCCUCCCAUAGUUCAUAGAGAUUUGAAAUCUCCUAAUCUUUUGGUUGACAAAAAAUAUACAGUCAAGGUGUGUGAUUUUGGGCUCUCUCGUCUGAAAGCAAACACGUUUCUUUCAUCAAAAUCAGCUGCAGGGACACCUGAGUGGAUGGCACCAGAAGUUCUUCGCGAUGAACCAUCAAAUGAAAAAUCAGAUGUAUACAGCUUUGGUGUAAUAUUGUGGGAAAUUGCGACGCUGCAACAACCUUGGGGCAAUUUAAAUCCUGCGCAGGUUGUAGCAGCUGUUGGAUUUAAGGGCAGGAGGCUUGAAAUUCCCCGAGAUUUAAAUCCCCACGUUGCUUCAAUUAUUGAGGCUUGUUGGGCUAAUGAGCCUUGGAAGCGUCCUUCCUUUGCCACUAUCAUGGAAACCUUGAGACCGUUGAUUAAAGCCCCGACACCUCCAACUGGACAUGCAGAUUUGCCUUUACUUACGUAAAUGUUCAAGCAUCAGCGGAAUCUUCUUUUGUACACAUAAUACGGCAUUCUUUUUGACAUUUAACAAAUGGCAGGGAUCACACUAUAUAGAUAGUCUCAGAAACCUUGUUGUACAUGUCUGUAGUCCUUGCCAAUUGAGAUCUCUAAUUUUUAGCACCACCUAAGGAACUGCACCAAUACUUGCAUUACCUGCCAACAAUUAUUGUCUGCUGUUAAUGGGAAGUUGUAUAAAGUCGUCUCUCAUAAUUUUGUAUGUAAUUUAUAACUUGAAUUAGCUUAAUGAGAAGCUAAUUCGUAUUGCAAUUAAAGAACUUGCAAUUUUUCAGUCGUUGUAAAAAAUAUUCGAUCCUCAAUUGUGGUGCAAUUAACCUGAAACAGCAAAAGCUGAGCUCGAAUCUAUUUUGCAGGUGAUAGAAGGCUGUGUAUUACUGUAAACUUGAUUUAAUUUUAACAGAAAAUUCAACCAUUAUUGAUCCUUGUUACUCUCAA